Meloidogyne enterolobii is the source of this 238-nucleotide messenger RNA. NCBI's taxonomy places the organism in Eukaryota, Metazoa, Nematoda, Chromadorea, Rhabditida, Meloidogynidae. The record is from the annotation of a GenBank genome assembly.
UAUUUUUUGAUAUUUUAUUAAGAUUGAAUUUCGUAUGGAAGAAAUAGACGAACGAAUUGCUAGAUUGGACGAAUAUAGAAGACGAAAUGAAGAAAUUGAAGAGAAAAUACUAGAAAAAGUUGAAAGAGUGAAGGCAAAACUAGAACAAAAUUUAAAGCGACGAAAAGCGAAUUUUCUGCUAUUUUUUAUUUUGGUUUCGGCAGUUUUAAUACAUCAUCUUUAUUUGUUGUUUAAAUAA